AUGGUAUUUCAGAGAGCUGCUACCGCUCUUACAGCCCAGGAUCCAAUACGCCAGGCCAAUACAAUGAGUGCAGUGGAGCAGAGAGUACUCCGAAAAAGCUGGAAUGCUGCUCUUGAUGCUGCACACUUUGGAAGCUUGGAAUCUAUGGAGGCUUCUUGUGGGCAUUCUCUUCGACGAAGUUCAAGUUGGAAAGAUAAAAUGGCAUUGCCAUUCUUUUCCAAGAGAUGCACUCAGGUAAAAACGAUCCAACAAGAUGAAUUGUUAAAAAUGAUUGCUUCCGGAAAACCAAGCUAUGAACAAGUACAUAGGUGGAGAAAAUCAUUCGAGGCUCUGUUGGCUGAUAAAUAUGGACUUGCUCUAUUCAAAGAGUUUCUAGCCACGGAAUUUAGCGACGAAAAUAUCGAAUUUUGGAUAGCCUGCGAGGAGUACAAGGUCAUAACGCACCCGAAGAAACAGCAGGCCAAAGCCCAAAAGAUUUAUGAAGAUUUUAUAGCCACACAAGCCCGACGAGAGAUAAAUUUGGAUUCGGUUACGCGAGACCAGACAAUUGCCGAAUUAAUGUCUCCUACCACUCACACCUUCGAAAAUGCCCAGAAACGAAUUCAAGCCCUAAUGGAGCGUGAUUCCUACGGUCGAUUUCUACGCUCUGAUCUAUUUCUCACACUCCUAAAUCAGGCCAAGCAGGCGGCUCGUGAGUUGGCCGCUGCAGCGAGGGACAGCCACGAGGGAAGCAGUGGAAGCUUUUCAGGUGAUAGUUCCUCUCGAUUCCGGUUACCCAAUUUCAUGGUUGGGGGCGUUGUUGGCGGUCCUCUGCGAUCUGGGGGCGGUGGGGGUGUAGGUACCGACCUCCCGGGGGUUCUUGCAGCAGCUGCCGACGCAGAAGCGGGAAUGAACUCCGUGCAAGAUCUCGAACUGCUUGGCCUUUCCACUUCACGGCAUAUGCGAAAUGCUACAAAGAAUGCAGCGGCAAAUAAACGCCCUACUUCCUCCUCAGGCAAGUCUUCAACAUCUCCAGUUAAGCCUCCUAUUCGAUGA
Rodentolepis nana is the source of this 1035-nucleotide messenger RNA. The record is from the annotation of a GenBank genome assembly. NCBI's taxonomy places the organism in Eukaryota, Metazoa, Platyhelminthes, Cestoda, Cyclophyllidea, Hymenolepididae.